This is a messenger RNA of Closterium sp. Naga37s-1, 2268 nucleotides long. Lineage: Eukaryota; Viridiplantae; Streptophyta; Zygnematophyceae; Desmidiales; Closteriaceae. The record is from the annotation of a GenBank genome assembly.
AUGCCACCGGCGGCGCAGCAGAUAAGCUCACAUUACUCACAACAGCAGCAGCAGCAGCACCAGCACAGUGUUGCUAGUAGCGCUCCACCAGCACAUACUGCAAGCAGCAGCCUUGCAGGAGCAGCGAAAGGGGCGAGGGGAGCAGCCACACGAACUGACUCAGUGUCUGCUGCUGAUGCUUCCACCACCACUACUGCUGCCUCUUCCAACCUCACCUCUCCCCUCGCCUCCUCUCGCUCCCUCUCCCCUGAUCAAUCCGAAGCCAGCAGCACCAGCGGCACCCCCCCCUCCUCCCACUCCGCCCACUCCCUUGCCACCGCAGCCAGGCAUUCCCUGGCACAAAGUGGGCGGGGAAUAGUGGUGGGGAAAGGUGCGGAGGGGCAUGGCGUUUCCCUGCAGCAGCCGCUGCUGGAUGCUGCUGCAGGGGUGAUGGGUGGCGUGGGGAGGCAGGGCGCAGGGGGUGGAGGAGGAGGGGGAGGAGGGGGAGGGAGAGGGGGAUUAGGAGGAGGAGGAGCGGGGAGAGGAGGGGUAGGGAGCAGUGCGGCGAGUGAUGGGGCGAGGACCCCUCGGUUCCGCUGGCAGAAGCUCAGAGUGAAGGGCCGGCAGCGCAUCGUGCUUGCGGUGGUAUCGUUCAUAUCGCUGCUGACUGCAGUGUUCGCCUGCCUCAUCUGGUACGGCUUCGGAGACAACCCCAUCGACCCCACGCUCAUGGCGCAGAUGCAUGCGGACUUCUUUGCAGUCGCGACACUGUUAUCCGGUGGCGGCCUCGCCUUUUACGGACUACUGCUCUUCUCCAAAAUGUCGGUUCUCAGGGCCGGCCCCAGCGCCGCUGACCUCAGCAAGAUUGCAUGGCUGGCGGGCAUGUGUCUGCUCUGCUUCUCCCUCCGUGCAUUCAUCGUCCUCGCCAAAUACAUCCCGCCCAUCAUGAAUCUCUCCUUUCGGGACAAGCAUGGCAACCUGCUUCCUUUCUGGUUCCUCGUCUACCAUUGCAUAGCUGGUGCAAUAUUGGGGGUUCCAAGCAGUGCCAGCAGCUGCCCUUCUGGUUCGUUGCCAGCAGCUGCCCUUCUCGUUCGUUGCCAGCAGCUGCCCUUCUGGUUCGUUCCUCGUCUACCACUGCAUAGCGGUAUCUAUGUGAGCGGUGCAGACGCCGCCCACAGCCCAGCAACAGUGCCCCGCCACAUCGUUCCCUCCCUGCUUGUCACUGACCCCACAUCACACUGUCCCCACUUUCCCUUUCCCUCCCCAGGCGAGACAGUCCCAUCAGCCAUGGUCCUUUUCAUUCUCAAGGACCUUCCGCCCAAGUCCCGCCUCCCCUCCCACCCCUCCCUCCCCUCCUCCUCCUCCUCCUCUCGCCCCUCCUCGCGUCACGGCACCCGAACCCAGUCUUCUCGCUCUCGCACCUCUAUCCUCCCCACCAACCUCCCCACCACCGCCUCCUCCUCCUCCACCUCCCCGCAUCCAGCGUCCAUCUUCUCUUCUCUCGCUCCCGGGCGGCCUUUGCUCGCCUCGCCCCACCACCCAGGUGCAGCAGCAGCAGCUUUCCUUCUCCCCUCUGCUGCUGCCGCUGCCGCUGGCACUGCUGUUGGUAGCAGUGGUAGCGGUGGUGGGCGUGGGGUUGGUGGUGGUAGUAGCGGUAGCAGUGGUAGCAGUGGUGCUGCUUUAGCAGCCUCCCGACCUGGUGGUCACAUGGGCAGCAGCAGCAGUGCCAUUGCCCGUCUCCCUGCUCCUCCUCUCGCCCCUCUCCUCCCCCAGUGGGUCGUUCCCCCUGAGGGCGAACCCUACUCUGUCCUUCCCCCCGCCGCUGCUGCUGCUGCGUCUUCCUUUGCUGCUCUGGCUGCUGCUGCUGCUGUGGCUGCAGCGGCAGAAGCAGCGGCAGCGGCUGCAGAGGCGGAGGAACAAGGGAGGAGGAAAGGGAGUGGGAAGGGGCGGGGGAGAGGGAAGGGGGGGGCUGGGAGAGGAGGAGGAGGGGGGGCGGAGAGAGGCGGGAAGGCGGGAGGAGGCAGGGGGAGGGCGAGGGGGGAAGUGGGUACAGAGGGUAAUGCAAGAGGACCAGUAGGUGUGGAUACAGGGGUGUCACUAGCGGGAGCGAGUGGAGUAGGGGGAGGGGCAGUUGGGGGAAGGGGAGAGGGGUCCCCGGUGGGAGAAGGACGAGGAGAAGGGAGAGGAGAAGGAAGAGGAGCGGGAGGAGCAGGGGAUGGCACAGAGGGUGCAGUUCGUGACAAAAGCAGCAAGACAAAGAAACCGUCUAGGCUUCGCAUGGCCAGCUAA